Molecule: messenger RNA, 1371 nt
Organism: Coccomyxa subellipsoidea C-169
Lineage: Eukaryota; Viridiplantae; Chlorophyta; Trebouxiophyceae; Coccomyxaceae
Product: putative mannosyl-oligosaccharide 1,2-alpha-mannosidase
Exons: 9
Coding region: 1-1371 (456 amino acids)
Biological process (GO): carbohydrate metabolic process; N-glycan processing
Cellular component (GO): endoplasmic reticulum; Golgi membrane
Molecular function (GO): mannosyl-oligosaccharide 1,2-alpha-mannosidase activity; calcium ion binding
Source: RefSeq, a predicted model, not a curated record
AUGCGGCACAGCUGGAAAGGGUAUGUGCAGUAUGCGUGGGGAGCCGACGAGCUGCUGCCGGUGUCUCGGCGCGGCGGCACGGCGUUCUGCAACACGGGCGCCACUCUGCUGGAUGCGCUUGGCACGCUGUGGAUCAUGGGCAUGCGCAAGGAGUUCGGCCGCGCACGCGACUGGGUCGCCGACGAGAUGUCAUUCGACCUGAACUGCCAGACGUCGCUGUUUGAGCUGGUCAUCCGCGCCGUGGGAGGGCUGCUCUCUGCCUACGACCUCUCCGGGGACCAGGUCUUCUUGACCAAGGCACAGGCCAUUGCAGACAGGAUGAUGCCGGCUUUUGACACGCCCACGGGCAUCCCUCGAGGCACCAUAAACCUGGGGACACAGGUCAGCCAGGCAACCUCCUGGGCCGGCGGCGCCAACGGCGCUGUGCUGUCAGAGCUGGGAUCCGUCCAGAUGGAAUUCAUCCACCUGAGCAGGCUGACGGGGGAGCCCAAGUACGGCGUGGCAGCAGAUCGCAUCAUCAAGUUCCUGAACGCAACUUUUGACCAGGCAAGUGGCCUGGUGCCUCUGUACAUUAAUCUGGAGACGGGGACGGCCUCGAGCGGGCAGGUGGGCGUGGGGGCGCUGGCGGACUCCUACUACGAGUACCUGCUCAAGGUGUGGGUGCUCAAGGGGCGCACAGAUGAGAUGUACCGGGGCAUGUGGGUGCGCGCCAUGGACGAGGUUCUGAAGCGCCUGGUGGGCACUUCCUCAGACGGCCUCCAGUACGUGGGCGACAUCAACGGGGGGGUGUUUGUUCAGCGCUUGGAGCACCUGACGUGCUUUGUUGCCGGCAACUUGGCGUUGGGAGUGCACACGGGGGCGGUGAAUGGCACGAGGGCGGAAAAUUACAUGGCGCUCGCCAGGAACCUCACCAACACCUGCUACCAGAUGUACCGCCACAUGCCCACAGGGUUGGGCCCAGAGCAGGUGAGCUUCCAGACGGGGGUGAUGUCCAAGGUGACGGGCUACAACAUCCUGCGGCCAGAGGUGGUGGAGUCCAUCUUCAUGAUGCACCGCAUCACCAACGACUCCAUCUACCGCGACAUGGGCUGGACCAUCUUCCAGGCCUUCGAGACCUACUCCAAGGUGGAGAGCGGAGGCUACUCAGGGGUGGUAGACGUGGGCAUAUCACCACCCACCCUGGACGACAAGAUGCAGUCCUUCUGGCUGGCGGAGACCCUCAAGUACCUCUACCUGCUCUUCAGCCCCAGCAGCACCAUCCCUCUCUCUGACUGGGUCUUCAACACCGAGGCCCACCCCUUCCGCCUGGGCGAACCUGCCGCCCGCAUCAAUAGCACAGCUGCGGCUGCCGCGGUGGAGUCCAUGUCCUGA